AUGUCCAGUUUGACUCAGACCAUCACGGCCCCCAAUGGUGUGACCUACCAACAGCCGACUGGUCUCUUCAUCAAUAAUCAAUGGGUUGCUUCAUCCACUGGUCAAAAACUUCAGUCCAUCAACCCUGCGACCGAGAAAGAAAUCGUCUCAGUUCAUGCUGCCACAGCGCAAGAUGUUGACAAGGCAGUUCGUGCCGCCCGCGCUGCAUUUGAGGGAGAAGAAUGGCAAAGCAUUGUUGGGACUGCUCGUGGCAAACUGAUGCUGAGACUUGCCGACUUGGUUGAAAGCCAGCAACAUGUCUUAGCCACUAUCGAGGCACUGGACAAUGGCAAGCCAUACUCCCAGGCGCUGGGUGACCUUGAGGAGGUCUUCUCGGUUUUCCGGUAUUACGGCGGCUGGGCCGACAAGGCUUACGGACAGACUAUCGAGACUAGUCGCUCCAAGUUUGCCUAUACCGUGCGCGAACCUAUUGGUGUUUGUGGUCAAAUCAUUCCAUGGAAUUAUCCACUCGCGAUGGCAGCAUGGAAGUUAGGACCUGCGCUAGCUUGUGGUAAUACCGUGGUUAUCAAAGCAGCCGAGCAAACUCCUCUUUCCAUUCUCUAUUUCGCAAACAUCCUGGUGGAAGCGGGAUUCCCGCCGGGAGUGGUCAACAUCAUCAAUGGCUAUGGCGUUGAGGCUGGAUCAGCCUUAGUCCAGCAUUCUGAAGUCGAUAAAGUGGCAUUCACCGGCAGUACACCGACAGGUAAACAGAUCAUGCGGAUGGCCAGCGAUACCAUGAAGAAUAUCACGCUUGAGACUGGAGGCAAAAGCGCUCUCGUCAUCUUCGAUGAUGCCCAAAUUCCCAACGCAGUGAAGUGGGCACAUUACGGUGUGAUGGGCAACAUGGGCCAAGUCUGCACGGCAACGUCGAGGAUUUUCGUCCACGAGAAGAUCUACGAUUCCUUCAUCCAAAAGUUCAAAGAAUACGUUGCAAGUGUCCAAGUCAUUGGCUGCCCAUUCGACGAGAAGACAUACCAAGGCCCGCAAGUCUCCAAGGCCCAAUUCGAAAAGAUACUCGAAUACGGCAGGAUUGCCCAGGAGGAAGGUGCCACGAUCGUGUCCGGGGGUAAGGUUGCAGAAGGUAGACCCAACGGUAAAGGAUUCUUUGUCGAACCUACCAUCGUCCGUGAUGUGCAACCGCAUAUGCGGAUCUACAAGGAAGAGGUCUUCGGGCCAUUUGCGGUUUUCGUCAAAUUCUCCAGCGAGGCGGAAGCAAUCCGGCUAUCGAACGCGACUGAAUACGGGCUUGCCGCUGCUGUGUGCACGAGUGAUAUCACGCGCGCUCACCGUGUGGCUUCUAGAUUGAAGGCCGGCAUGGUCUGGAUAAACUCCAGCAAUAAUAGUGACUACCGUGUACCCUUUGGUGGUGUCAAGCAGAGCGGUGUUGGGAGGGAACUGGGCCAGGCAGGAUUGGAGGCGUACUCGCAACUCAAGUCGGUUCAUUUGAACCUGCAGUUGACAAAGCAGAUCUAG
This is a messenger RNA of Penicillium bovifimosum, 1512 nucleotides long. Its product is annotated as Aldehyde/histidinol dehydrogenase. Gene Ontology annotation, molecular function: oxidoreductase activity, acting on the aldehyde or oxo group of donors, NAD or NADP as acceptor. The record is from RefSeq and is a predicted model, not a curated record. The transcript has 3 exons. NCBI's taxonomy places the organism in Eukaryota, Fungi, Ascomycota, Eurotiomycetes, Eurotiales, Aspergillaceae. The coding region runs from base 1 to 1512 and encodes 503 amino acids.